Messenger RNA from Staurois parvus, 403 nucleotides. The record is from the annotation of a GenBank genome assembly. NCBI's taxonomy places the organism in Eukaryota, Metazoa, Chordata, Amphibia, Anura, Ranidae.
GUGCCACUUUCAGGUCUCCUCACACUGCUGGUGUGUUCCAUUUUUUGUCAUAGGGUGCUGGCAGAUUACGGGCCUCCCAUAGCUGCUGCCAGGCCCCUAAUCUGCCAUGGGCCCCUAUACCGCCUCCUCAUGCUGCUGCCAAGUCCAGAGUCUCUCAUGGGUCCCUGUACGGCCUCCCAUUGCUGCUGUCUCCAUCGCCACACUCUGCCAUGUGCCACUUUCAGGUCUCCUCACACUGCUGGUGGUUUCCAUUUUUGUCAUAGGGUGCUGUAUGGCCUCCCAUUGCUGCUGCCUCCACCGCCACACUGUGGCUCCACACUCUGGUUUUGGCCCCGUGACUGCCCAAAUGAGUGAAGUUUGCGGUGAUUCUAAGAUCGACGGCACUCAUCUGCAUGUCAUACUG